Molecule: messenger RNA, 1434 nt
Organism: Maylandia zebra (zebra mbuna)
Lineage: Eukaryota; Metazoa; Chordata; Actinopteri; Cichliformes; Cichlidae
Product: ankyrin repeat and SOCS box-containing 12a
Biological process (GO): intracellular signal transduction; protein ubiquitination; positive regulation of protein catabolic process
Molecular function (GO): protein binding
Source: RefSeq, a predicted model, not a curated record
GUUUCUUUGAAAUAAGCACUGUUAAAGGAUGGAGAUGUUUGCGUACUAACGGGAUAUUUGGAAUUUAAUAUCUAUUUGGGUUUUUUCACUGUGGUUUUAGGGUGAAUAUUAGCGAAGCUAUUUAUCGUCCGCGAAGUAGUACUGAUAAGAAACACUAUACGUGUGUGUAUGUUGUAUGUCGUGUAGAGAUGCGAUGGGUAACUUCCUUAAUAUUAGAGGCAUGAGUCGGCAUGUACACAGUGUAAGAAAGUUAAACUAAAUCUGUCCCAUUUCUUCCUACAAUACAGCCUCACGGGGGAAAAUCGCAGUACUUCUAAUAAACGCAGGUUCUAUGCUCAAGCUAAGGACCGCUGAAGAAGAGAAAAGGAGUUGUGAAAUUUCCCAGCUGAGGCAGGCUGUGUUACAAAACAAUGACAGACUCCUUGAUGAGAUGCUCUGCCAAGAAAUCUACAAGAAAGUCAUCAACUGCAGAGGUGGCUGGGGCAUUGCAGGCACACCCCUGCAUGCUGCAGUGUCUAAAGGCCACCUCAGCUGUCUGCAGGUCCUUCUAGCUCACGGUGCCAUCAUAGACUGCGUGGACGUCAAGGCCCAGACGCCUCUGUUCGCAGCCGUUCGAGGGAAAUACCUUGACUGUGUCUUAACUCUCCUCAAAGCUGGCGCCAACCCCAACGGAAGCUCGUCCAACAACUGCUCGCCGGUCCUCACUGCUGCAAGGGAAGGCGACGCAGAGAUUCUAAAGCAGCUACUAAAACACGGCGCUGAGGUGAACUCCCGCGCCAAAGUCUUACUGUGGACCUCGAGUGCCAGAGUCUCCAGUGGGCCGCUUUAUUUGGCUGCUGUUUAUGGACACAUGGAGUGCUUCAAACUGCUGCUCCUCUACGGGGCAGACCCAGACUACAACUGCACUGAUGCCAAGCUGCUGAGCUCUGACAAGCAGCCCAAAACUGUGCUGGAGAUGUGCCUUAGGCACGGCUGUGGCGUGGAAUACAUCCAGCUUCUGAUCGACUUCGGUGCAAACGUCUACCUCCCCACGCUGAUCAUCGAGAAGUCAACGAAGCAGAACGAGGCUGUGGAGCUGCUGCUGCGAGAAAGAGGAAAUCCAAAAGCUUUGACCUCACAGUGCCGACUUGCUGUGCGGAGACACCUCAGAAAGAUCAACAAGAUCAACUGCAUCGACCAGCUGGAAAUGCCCACAAGUCUCAUCAACUUCUUGCAACACAAAGCAGCACCAGUCACUGUUCUGUAGAUAGUGAAGGUUAAGUUAUUUUAUGACCUGUGUUUUGUUUUGUUUUUUAUUUUAGCUUAAGCUUUUAUUUGCAGGAUUUGAGCCCCUUUGUCCUCUUUUUAAAAUGGCUUCUGUGUGAGUAUGCAUUGUUCUUGCUCUUAAGACUGAUUCUUCAGCUAAAAGAAUAAAGGUGGAUUAUUGUUGUGGAA